Molecule: messenger RNA, 750 nt
Organism: Drosophila hydei
Lineage: Eukaryota; Metazoa; Arthropoda; Insecta; Diptera; Drosophilidae
Product: developmental and secondary metabolism regulator VEL1
Exons: 2
Coding region: 47-706 (219 amino acids)
Biological process (GO): positive regulation of transcription by RNA polymerase II
Cellular component (GO): RNA polymerase II transcription regulator complex
Molecular function (GO): transcription coactivator activity
Source: RefSeq, a predicted model, not a curated record
CGUCUAGCUCGUCCAGUACAGUCGUAGUCGUAGCCAUCAAUCCAACAUGAAAUUCCUUAUUGUGUUCGCUCUGUUCGCCUGCGCGGCUGCCGAUGUCAGCCACCUGGCACCCAGCAACGAUUAUCUGCCACCUGUGCAGACGUACUCGAGCGGUAGUGGCCUCUCGACUGGCGGCGGCUUCUUGACCGGCAACUUAGGGGGUGGCAGCGCCUACUCGACUGGCGGCGGCUUCUCGACUGGCGGCAGCUACUCGACUGGCGGCGUCAGUACCUCAUACGUGCCUCCUGCUGUCAACUACAAUGCACCCAGCAACGAGUACCUGCCCCCAGCUGUCCAGCAGACCUACUCCGCCCCUGCCUACCAGCAGACCUACUCCGCCCCUGCCUACCAGCAGACCUACUCCGCCCCCGCUUACCAGCAGACCUACUCUGCCCCAGCUGUUCAGCAGACCUACUCUGCCCCAGCUGUCCAGCAGACCUACUCUGUCCCAGCUGUCCAGCAGACCUACUCCGCCCCCGCUUACCAGCAGACCUACUCUGCCCCAGCUUAUCAGCAGACCUACUCCGCCCCAGCUGUCCAGCAGACCUACUCCGCCCCCGCCUACCAGCAGACCUACAGCACUGGAUCAUCCGCUGGCAGCUACUCGGUUGGCGAUGUUGGCACCCAGUACGCCUCCAACGGCGGCUAUGUCUACAAGAAGAAGUAAGACGCUGCAAACUGUUCACCAUACCGAAUCAGCAGUAAUGUAAA